AUGAAUUAAAUCUAAACUAUUGAAGAUCUUAAGCUCAACUAAGAGGAAUUCUUCAUUUUAUCUAACAAAAACUACAGAAGCUGUCCUAGACAUCCUGAUAAUUGGAUUGUAUCAUUAAGCACUAAUCCUAGUUCUACCCAGUUUCUUCAAUGCGCUGAAUGUUUUUCUGAGAAUCCCAAUUAGCAAACUCUGAAUUUAGUUGGACUCAUCAAAGAAAAUGAAAAAACUAUUUUUAAAAAUUACCCAAUUUAUGGGGAAAAUCAUAUUUAUGAAAAACUUAAGUAAAUCUUCAAGGCCGAUUGCUCUAUUGAUGGAUUAAAAUCUAAAAUUUCAUCAUUUUUCUUAAAUUUAAGAAAAUAAAUAGAGCAAAAAAUCAAUCAUAAGGAAGAAUAAAUGAUGAGCUAAGCAAAGUCACUUUGGAGCUUUAAUGAAUAGGUAAUUAUUUAAUAUAAUAAACUUGCUGAAAAGGAAUAGCUUAAGAAUAUUAUCACCAAUUUCAAAGAUGACUUUGACAAGUAAAAUGAGCUUUUUAAAGAAUUAUUCACUCGAAUUUCUACUAACUAGAAAAGAUAUUAAGAAGAAUUGAAUGAAAAGAUAGAUUUAUUUGAAACUCAAAAAUCGAUGAUCAAUUUUGAAAUAGCUGAAAAUAUCAAUUAGAAUAUCUUGCAAUUAAUUGAUACAAUUGAUAUGUUUGUUAUCAAAAACUUCUAAGAUCUUAAUAUUAAUAAUUAAAAAGAAAAAUUUGACCUCUAUGUAUAAGAUAUUUAAAAUAAAGACAAAAAUGAAAUGACAACAAGCUAGUUAAUGACUAAGUUAAUUAGCAAUAAAUUAAAUUGCUGUUCCAAGGAGUUAAUUAAAGAGCUACAAUAAAUAAUGUUCAAAUUUUCUAACAGUAUAGAUAGAAUUGACCUUAAAAACCAUUUAAAUGAAGAUUUAUUGCAAUUAGACUUUGAUAAAAUGAAAGACGAAGAAGUUGAUUUAAUUAAGGAUCUAUCAAAAGGCUUCAUUACAGGUAAAUAAAAAGUAGAAGUAAGAAGUGAGAAUAAGAAUAAAUUAAUUUAAUUAAUAUCAAAUAAAUUUAAUUUCUGUUCAGAAUCAUUUCUUAGCAACUUAUCAACUCACUUUGAUUGUUUCCUUCCUAUAAUUAACAAAAUUGACUUCAAAGAUUACUUAUAACCUAAUAAGACUCCAAUAAAUGCAAAUUUUCUAAAUAAUUUGUAGUUUUAAGAAAUCGAAGAUCUUGUUUAAAGAUUAGAAACUUCAAACAAUAAGUAGAAUUAGAAGAAUGUGAAUGGAAAUCUAUUAAAUUAAUAAAUAGAGAUGAAACAGUAAAAACUAAUUUCUCUUUUUGAAAACAAAACAAAUUAUUGUAAUGAUUAGUUUAUUCAAAAUGCUAAAAACUCUGUUUAAAAAUAUUCAUAAAUUGUCAAUCAUUUAUUUUUAAAUGUAGAGAUUUUCAAAGAUAACAAAAGCUAAACAAUUGAUUUUAGCAAACUUACAACAAAACAAAUAGAUAAUUUAGAAUAACUAGUUAAUAAAACAUCUUAACUUACUGAGUAAUUUGGACAAGCUUACUACAAUAGUACCUCCCCUAUUCUUGAAUAAUAAAAUUCGAAUUUUAUUUUAAAUAAAUUAGGAAAUAAUAAAGAUAUUGAAUAGUUAUUGGUAAAUUAUCCAAUUUUUGAAAAUAUAAAUUUACCUUAAUUGAAUAUAGAAUUUAUAAAAUCAUAUAAAGAUGAUAGUUAAUAAUUAACUUUAGAAAAAAAAAAGCUAUCUGGCUAUAUAGUAAAGCAACCCAAAUCAUUAAAAGGUUAAAUAUUUACAAGAGGUAAAUUAGAUCCUAAGAUAAAUUACAUUUUUAGAUGUAAAUCCAACAAGUAUUUAGCAUGCAAUCAUUUAAAUUUUGGAAUACUAAAUAUGUAAGAAGUAAAUAAUAAAAUGCUAUAUUAAGAAAAUUGUUGCUUUGACACAACUAAAACUAAAUAUGGUUUAGAUAAAAUAUUAAAAGGAAAACACUUAUGUGAUAUAGAUAUAAUAAAAUAAAUAAAAGAAAUAGAAAUUAGAGUCAAUAUUUCUAAGAGAGUUGUAUUAUUUAUGGAUUAUCCAAAAUAUUAAAAUAUAAACAAAGUUGAAGAGUCUAAAAUAAUAUAAGACAGGGAUUAUUGCUUUGGAAUAGGUUUCGGUAAUCCAGGCGAUGAUUUUAAUAUUGAAAUAGAAACAUUUUUAACAAUUGAUUAACAUUUUGAUAACUUUAAUUCAAAAUGA
Molecule: messenger RNA, 2265 nt
Organism: Tetrahymena thermophila SB210
Lineage: Eukaryota; Ciliophora; Oligohymenophorea; Hymenostomatida; Tetrahymenidae
Product: kinase domain protein
Exons: 2
Source: RefSeq, a predicted model, not a curated record